Messenger RNA from Anopheles marshallii, 2115 nucleotides. Its product is annotated as solute carrier family 12 member 8. The coding region runs from base 1 to 2115 and encodes 704 amino acids. The transcript has 5 exons. Gene Ontology annotation, molecular function: potassium:chloride symporter activity. Gene Ontology annotation, cellular component: membrane. The record is from RefSeq and is a predicted model, not a curated record. Lineage: Eukaryota; Metazoa; Arthropoda; Insecta; Diptera; Culicidae. Gene Ontology annotation, biological process: chloride transmembrane transport; potassium ion homeostasis; chloride ion homeostasis.
AUGCCCAACGGGACGAAUGUAGACUGGUCCAGAUAUGGGCUCGGUAGCGAUGAUUCAUCACCAACCGAACGAAACCGUGCGCACGGUCGCACUGGUGGUGGCAGCGGUGGAUUUGUUGAUCUAGGCAACGAAUACGACUAUGGUGCAGGAGGACAUCAUGCUUCGGGCCGGGAUGAAAUCUUUGCCGAAGAUCAGGGCGAUAAGCCGUGGUGGCGAAGUAACUUCUUCAUCUCGCAGCCGGUACUGUUUGGAACGUGGGACGGUGUGUUUACAUCCUGUCUGAUCAACAUCUUCGGUGUGAUCGUGUUCCUGCGUUCCGGAUGGAUCGUCGCCGAGGCGGGCAUCAUGAACGCCAUACUGAUCGUCUUCUGUGCGGUGGGCAUUGCUCUGGUGUCCGUACUGUCGGCUGUCGGUAUCUGUGAGCGAUGCCGGGUGGAAAGUGGGGGCGUUUAUUUCCUCAUCGCCCACACACUGGGCUCACGGUUCGGUGGAUCGCUCGGGCUGCUCUAUUGCUUCGGCCAGGCCGUCGGCUGUGCGCUGAAUGUGCUCGGUUUCGGUGAAUCGAUCGCGGGCCUGGUCGGGCUGGAAGGGAACCAGUGGGCGAUCCGUGGUUUUGCCAUCACAGCCGUCCUGCUGCUCGGCGUUAUUAAUGUGGCCGGCGUAAAGUGGGUCGUUAAAUUGCAGUUCGCACUGCUAAUUGUGAUUCUAAUGUCCGCGCUAGAUUUCAUGGUGGGCAGCUUUAUCGGUGAGGCGCCCGAGCAUGGUUUCGAUGGCUGGGGAUCGGGCAAUAUGGGACUGAAUCUGUGGUCUGCCUACACGGACGGUACGUCAUGGUUUACCGUGUUCGGUGUGUUCUUCCCAACGAUCACGGGUAUCCUUUCGGGCAUCAACAUGAGCGGGGAUCUACGAGCACCAUCGACAGACAUUCCCAAUGGUACGCUAGCUGCGCUUAGUACAUCGACGUUCCUUUACAUGGUCUUUAUACUGUUCCUGGGCGCUACGUGCCAACGAAGCCACCUUCUAACGGAUUAUCAAAUCGCGGUCAAAGUGUCUGCGGUCGAGUUCCUGCUGCUAGCCGGUAUUUACGUUUCAAGCAUGUCCUCCUGUCUGGGUGCUAUGUAUGGUACGCCACGUGUACUUCAAAGCAUUGCCAACGAGAACGUUAUUCCCGGCAUCGGUAAACUGGGCAAAGGACGUGGCCCCAACAAGGUACCGCUGUACGCGAUGGCUGUAGUCGCAGGAGUAACGAUUACAUUUAUCAUCAUCGGUGAUAUUAACACACUCGCACCGAUUGUCACAAUGCCGUUCCUGCUCACGUACGCCUGCAUCGACUACUCAUACUUUGCACUGGCGCAAACGUUCGACAUACAAAACAAUCGCGAAGAGCGCUUCCGGAUACAGGCGCAAAGCCCACUGUACGAAACAAGAAACUACGGUGCGACUGGAGAUUACAACGAAAAUAAUGACCUCGACCAGUUGUUCCCGGAACGAACGCGACACAAAAAUCUGGGAACCCCAACUAACUCACCACAACAUGUGCCUUCAAAUGCCGCUACGAGCGCAAGAUCGCAGCAACCAAAUGGAAUACCUCACAGUGCAUCGGUUACCAGUGCGGAUUCGGAAGUAGUUUUUCGAGACGGCACAAACAGUGCAAAUAAUGCCAAUUCCCUGAGCGAGGCCGAUGAUGAACCGAUCGCACCGAUUCGACCACCAAUUCAUUCCAAGACGAAAAAUUGGUACUCUGGCUUUUGCAAUAGAUGGGCUUCAUUGCUGGGGGCUGGUGUGAAAAUACUCGUAAUGCUGCUUGUAAGCUGGGUGUAUGCACUGAUUUGCAUCGGCACGGUGUUAAUCGUUUGGUUCUACGUCGGUACGGCAAAUCCAGCUGUGAAACCAGGGCUGGCGCAUGAAUUCCGCUUCUUUGUAUGGUUGAAAAAUGUCGUUUUCCGUUGUUUUGGGAAACGUGUGCACGAUUAUGAACAGGUCGUCGUUACCCAAACGUGCCCGAAUGUAAACCUCGCCUCCGCUCAAUUGAAUGAAGAAAAUGAAGACUUUGCCUCACGGCGACGAUAUCACCAGACUGCAGUCGUUCAGGGACGGUAUGUUGAUGAAGUGUGA